Molecule: messenger RNA, 1293 nt
Organism: Paralichthys olivaceus (Japanese flounder)
Lineage: Eukaryota; Metazoa; Chordata; Actinopteri; Pleuronectiformes; Paralichthyidae
Source: RefSeq, a predicted model, not a curated record
AUGGCCCCGCAAACAGCAUUAGCUUCUGGCCGGGGACGCAAACCCACAGACAAUGAAGCUUCAACCCUUCCAGAGGAAGCUUCAUUCCUUCUAGAGGAAGCUGCCGGUCCGGAGGAUGAGAGUGGUUCACGCAGCCGCUCAGGAGAGGACCAGUCUGCCGCUGCAGAUGCUGAGAACAGACCUGAGGUCAGCGAGGCCUCAGACCAGCGUCCCUCCGCCUCUGAGACCAAACAGAGUCAUCCUCACCCCAACACGGUGGAGCCGCUGUCGGACCACAGAGGGAACCUCAACGGGAGAAAUCACUCCGGAGCUCCUCACCUUCCUGGUGAUCACCUGUUCGAAGUGACCGUCGAGGUGAAUUUCAGUCAGGAUGUGGACGAGUCGUGGGACCACGUGGCCACGUCGCUGCUGCUGUCGGUGAAGACUCUGAUCAGUGAGCGGCUGGAAACUCCGCACACGUCCCUGCUGCCUAAAAGAAUAAAGAGGUUGAGUGCAGGAGUUGUGUUUAUCCUCUGGCUGCAGACGGGACAGGGGCGAGGGAGUCAACACGUGCACAGGGUCGUGGACGCUGCCGGCCAGAGCCUCAUCAACACCAGUGUGGGCCGCGGGGGAAUCCACAGGAAGGCCGUCAUCAUGUCUGUGUCGACCGCAGAUGUAAACGAGUGUGGGACCCAGCUGGUGUUGUGCGACGUUAAAGCAGAAUGUGAGAACCAGUUCGGCUCGUACUCGUGCCGCUGCCGGCCGGGUUUCCUGGACGUGUCCCGUCUGGGAUCUGGAGGAACCGUCUGCGUGGACGUGGCGGCUGCAGGUUGCAGCUCGGGCCUGUCAGCUGAGACCAAAGGCGUCUACGUGCUCUUCUUCCUGCUCAGCUCCCUCAUCCUGAUGCUGCUGGCGGCCGCCGGCAUGCUGUACCGCCGUCACCGCCGGGGGACCUUCCUGGUUCAUUGCAGCGGCAUCUCACCUCCUGACCCCAACAACAACCGUCACCAUCACGACGGCUACUCGAGCCCCAGCGACUCUGACAUGCCCCCGCCACCCCCGCCCCCCCGGGCUGCCCCCAGAGAGGCCUGGCCCCAGGUGAAGGAGCUCUGUCCGACUGUGGACCUGCCGCUGCUUCGCUUCAGCCCCCUGCUGCCGCCGGACGUCUACCUGGAGCCACGGCAGGGCGGGAAGAUGUGAUCCCAGUGGAGAAUCAUGACUGUUUGUUCAGAGGUCUUUAUUUAGUUUUCUUUCACUGUCUUAUUCUCUGCUCCACUGUUAUCUGAUGAAUUAAAGUCACAAUUAUAAACAGCA